Closterium sp. NIES-67 is the source of this 190-nucleotide messenger RNA. Lineage: Eukaryota; Viridiplantae; Streptophyta; Zygnematophyceae; Desmidiales; Closteriaceae. The record is from the annotation of a GenBank genome assembly.
AACCACCCAUGGACAGCCGCAGUCGCAGCAGCAACAGCCCUUUUACAUCUUCGGGCGAUCACCUGCUCAGCAACAACAACAGCAACAGCAACAGCAACAGCAACAUCAGCAACAACAGCAACAGCAGUAACAGCAGCAACAUCCACAGCAACUUCAACAGCAACAGCAACAACUUCAACAACAGGGGAUU